Molecule: messenger RNA, 1515 nt
Organism: Schistocerca gregaria
Lineage: Eukaryota; Metazoa; Arthropoda; Insecta; Orthoptera; Acrididae
Product: odorant receptor Or2-like
Exons: 7
Coding region: 89-1318 (409 amino acids)
Biological process (GO): detection of chemical stimulus involved in sensory perception of smell; sensory perception of smell
Cellular component (GO): plasma membrane
Molecular function (GO): odorant binding; olfactory receptor activity
Source: RefSeq, a predicted model, not a curated record
CUGCACUCGGCGAAGGUGGACACAUCUGAACAGCUGCAGAUAAAGCAAAUUUUUCGACCACUUCUGGCUAUAAGUGUAGGAAACGUGGAUGGAGCCCGCUGCCGACCUUGCUGAGGAGCUGCAGCUGCUGCAGUGGCUGAUGCACUGGGCAGGCACGAUGCGGCACCCGAGGGCUGGACCCUGGGCAGGCCGCGCCUACUACCUGCUGAACGCGAUCGCACUGGCGGCCAUUGUGCUCUUCCUGUGCGGGCAAGGGACCGCCAUCUUGAGGGAAGGCACGCGUGACCUGGACCGCUUCAUGCUCAUGGUCUCCACCUUCAACUCCGUCACCAUCUGGUUCCUUCGCAUGUGCCACAUAGCCAUUCACGAGCACCAGUUCCACUUCCUCGCGUUGCAGAUGGACCGUGACUUCAGAGAGUUCUUGAACCUGCGUGACAUCCCUCCGCUACGGAAGCGCUGUCGAGGUCACCGCCGUUUCCUCCUCUUCUACUUGACACUUGGCGUAAUAGUAAGCGUGGUGUGGUCAGUCCUUCCCAUGGCGACCUUUGGCGUUGGGCCUGAAGCCAUUCCGAACGCCAUGGCACUGCCUUACGACGUUUCGCACCUCCACACCUUUAUCCCCACCUGGAUUUUUUCAGCUUUUAUCGUAGUGCACGUCACGAUCAUGACUAUUACCACUGAUACUUUCAACGUCAGUCUUAUAGCACAGCUGCGUUUCCAACUCUUUGUGCUUAACAGGAAUCUCAUAACCCUCAACGCUGAUGUUGAGACCAUCAAGUCUCCAUUAACAAAAGGGAACUACAUCACAAAUAAGAGUUCAAAUGAGUCUCUAGAACACAGAAACAUCCACCACCGCCUGAAGCAAAACGUUCUUCAUCAUCAGCUUAUUAUAAGGAACACUGAACUGAUGGAGAAGUGCAUAGGCGGCAUAUUAUUGGCCCAGUGCCUGUCCAUUGGUGCUGCAGUCUCCUUACAGCUGUUCCAGGUUGCUGUGAACUCACGGAGCCUCACGCAGGCAGGGAAGUGCAGCUGGUACCUGACCCUAAUGCUAGCGGAGGUGUUUGUAUACUGCUGGUUCGGAGACGAGCUCAUCACGGAGAGUGAGAACGUCACCAUGUCAGCCUACACAGCAGCGACGUCACUACAGGGGUUCCCCGCUGAUGUCCGGAAGUCGCUGCUGCUGGUCAUGACCCGCGCUCAGCGUCCGCUGCGCAUCACCGCCGGUGGGCUGUUUCCCUUCUGCAGGGAAUCCUUCGUCUCGAUUGUGAAUAUGUCUUACUCCUAUUUCGCCAUUCUUCGAAACUUUAAGGAUGACUAGCAGUAACAAAUAACACUGUUCUUGAAUCAAGGCACAUGGACUUAUGAAUUAUACUCUGAUUCUGCAUGGAAUUUUUAUGCUAAGGAUAAUUAUGUAUCAGUUUCACUAUUUGUACUGAGCAUACCUGAAUUGUAUUGCUUUUCUCAUCACUGAACCAUAACUGAAGGACAUAAUAAAAGACGAAUUAAGAUUCAAUA